AUGGGCGAUGUGGGUGGAGACUUGGGACGCCAGUGGAUGUGCGUGCUGGCGCGCAUGUCGGACGAAUUCAACCUGUAUGAGAAGUGCAAAGAGUCCUGGCAAUUCGAAAACCCUGACGGCUGGAGCCACUAUGACCACAAGGGGACAUUUCUUGUUGCAGCACGAACCAAAUUUGUGCUUCGGGAGUCAGCGUGCGAGGUCGUGAUGGUCGAGAUGGUGUUUGACGCUGAUGUUUUGACUCGGGAGCAAGAGUUUGACGCCGCCGCGGUUCAGUUCAACGACUGGACUGGUAUUGGCAGGGAGAUGAACGUACCUGUCCAGGUUGGAUUGGACAAUGAAGCUUAUGUGAGGAACCGGUAUUUGCAGAGGAGAUCGUUACUGCGGGAAUGGAACAGAAUCAAGUGA
This is a messenger RNA of Diaporthe citri, 405 nucleotides long. RefSeq lists its product as uncharacterized. The record is from RefSeq and is a predicted model, not a curated record. Lineage: Eukaryota; Fungi; Ascomycota; Sordariomycetes; Diaporthales; Diaporthaceae. The transcript has a single exon. Bases 1 to 405 code for a protein of 134 amino acids.